UUCAUGCGACUACCUCCUACAGAGCGCUCACGGUUAGUAUCGAUGUUUGUGCGAUCAACUGGUUGGUUCUGAAGCAGCAGCGGAGGCAACACAACACAAGUGAAGCUAGCCUCCGCAUUUCUGAGGACUCACCGCUGCCCGCCAUGGGGUUGACCAAACAGUACCUGCGCUACGCCGCCAGCGCCGUAUUCGGCGUGAUCAGCAGCCAGAAAGCCAACAUCGCCUACGUGACCCUGCGGGGGGGGGAGAGGGGCCGCUACGUCGCCGUGGCCGCCUGCGAACACGUGUUCAUCUGGGACGUCCGUAAAGGGGAGAAGGUCUUGAUCCUCCAGGGCCAGAAACACGAGGUGACCUUCCUCUGCCCCUCGCCGGACGGCGUCCACAUCGCCGUGGGCUACGAGGACGGCGCCGUGCGCCUCUUCAGCCUGCUGAACGGCGAGAGCAACGUGGCCUUCAACGGCCACAAGUCCGCCGUCAGCGCCAUGACGUACGACGCGCUCGGGGCUCGGCUGGUCACCGGCUCAAGGGACACGGACGUGAUCGUGUGGGACAUCAUCAACGAGUCGGGGCUCUACCGCCUCCGAGGCCACAAGGACGUCGUCACCCAGGUGUUGUUCCUCAAAGACAGGAACCUGCUGGUCUCCAGCUCCAAGGACAGCUUUGUGAAGUGGUGGGACCUGGACACGCAGCACUGCUUCAAGACCAUGGUGGGCCACCGCAGCGAGGUGUGGGGCAUGGUGCUGCUGAACCAGGAGAGCCGGCUGUUGACGGGCUCUGCAGACAGCGAGCUCCGAGCCUGGGACAUCAACUACCUGCAGGAGGAGAAGGCUGAAGGGGAACCGAAGGGGAAGAAAGGGAAAACUCUGCUGGAUGAUGACGAUGAUGAAGACAACGAGGAAGGAGGGGAUGACUCUCUCGAGGAGCGGAUCCUCCGCUGCGAGAAGGCCGGCUCGCUCCUGCGGGAGGCCCGAGACCGAGUCGUCUCGCUGGCAGCCGACGCCAAGGCCCGAGUCAUCGCCUGCCACGGCAACGACUCGGUGCUGGAGCUCUUCACCGUGCUGGAGGAGGAGGAGGUUCAGAAGAGGAUGACGAAGAAGCAGAAGAAAGCCCAGAAGAAGGCAGCGAAGACUCCGGGAGACGCCGGCGAGGAGGUGAAGCGGACGCUGACGGACGAGAUCCUCCGACUGACCAACGUCAAAGCCUCCGCCAAGAUCAGGUGGGCGGACGUCUUGCUGUGCGCCAGCGGCGAGCUGAAGGUGGCGCUGCUGCUGCAGAACAACACCGUCGAGACCUACGCCCUGAAGUUGUCGGAGCGGGCCCCCGCCCCCAGCAAGACGGCCCGCCUCACGCUGGGGGGCCACCGCACCGACGUCCGCACGCUGGCCUUCAGCUCGGACAACCUGGCCGUGCUCUCCGCCUCGGGGGACACGGUCAAAGUGUGGAACAGGUCGACGCUGCAGGUGAUCCGCACCAUGGCCUGUGAAUACGCCCUCUGCUCGCUGUUCGUGCCCGGAGACCGGCAGGUCAUCCUGGGAACCAAGAGCGGGAAGCUGCAGAUCUUUGAGUUGGCCUCCGGGAGCCUCCUGGAGACGGUGGACGCCCACGACGGGUCUCUGUGGUCCCUGUGCCUCGCCCCCGACCAGAGAGGCAUCGUGACAGGAAGUGCCGACAAGAAGGUGAAGUUCUGGGAGUUCGAGCUGAUGAAGGACCAGGCGAGCGCUCAGAAGAGGCUGACGGUGAAGCACACGCGCACCCUGCAGCUGGAGGAGGACGUCCUGUGUGUGAAGUUCUCUCCUGACCACAGACUGCUGGCCGUCUCUCUGCUGGACUCCACCGUGAAGGUCUUCUACACCGACACGCUGAAGUUCUUCUUGUCUCUGUAUGGACACAAGCUGCCGGUUCUCUGUCUGGACAUCUCGCACGACAGCACGCUGAUCGCCACCGGCUCCGCCGACAGGAACGUGAAGAUCUGGGGUCUGGACUUCGGCGACUGUCACCGCUCCAUGUUCGCUCACGACGACAGCGUCAUGUUCCUCCAGUUCGUCCCAAAGACUCAUCUCUUCUUCACAGCAGGGAAGGACAAGAAGAUCAAACAGUGGGACGCCGACAAGUUUGAGCACAUCCAGACGUUGGAGGGACACCAUCGUGAGGUCUGGUGCUUCACCAUCAGUCCGAGCGGAGACCACAUCGUGUCGUCCUCUCACGACAAAUCCCUGCGCCUGUGGGAGAGGACGAGGGAGCCCAUCAUCCUGGAGGAGGAGCGGGAGAUGGAGCGGGAAGCAGAGUUUGAGGAGAGCAUGGCCAGCGGAGAGGUUCCUGUGGUACCCGGAGAGACUCAAGGAGAAGCGGCGCCGGCCAGCAAGAAGACGGUGGAGACGGUGAAAGCUGCGGAGAGAAUCAUGGAGGCUCUGGAGCUUUACAAAGAGGAAGCCAGGAAGAUGGAGGAGCAUAAAUACGCCUGUAUGGCGGCGGUGAACCAGCUCCCUCUGCCCAAACCCAACCCCAUCCUCGCUGCGUUGGGAAACGUUUCGCCGGCGCGCUACGUGCUGGACGUCAUAAAGAAGGUCCGCUCCAGUGAGCUGGAGGUGUCUCUGCUGGUGUUACCGUUCCAGUACGCCCCCCCCCUGCUGACGCUGUUCAACGACUACAUCCAGCAGGGCCUGGAGGUGGAGCUGGUCUGCCGCUGCCUCUUCUUCCUCCUCAAGAUCCAUUUUGGUCAGAUAUCCAGUAACCAGAUGCUGCUGUCAGUCAUCGACGAGCUGCGGACCAACACCGUCUCCAAAGUGCAGGAGAUCCGGGACGUGAUGGGCUUCAACAGCGCGGCGCUCCAGUUCCUCCAGCGGGAGAUCGAGAACAAAGAGGAGGUGAUGUUCUUCGCCGACGCCACGGGGCAGCUGGCACAGAAGAAGAAGAGGAGGAGGAAGAGGGAGCGAGCCAUCCUGACCAUCGCCUGACCAUCGCCUGACCCGCAGAGGACAUCCCCCGACUUCCCCCCCCACGCUGGGAGUUUUGUAUGGUUUCUUUUUGACAUGUCAGUCACAUGCUUUAUUUCCCAAAAUAAAAAACUGCUCACCGGAAGCUGCUUUGUGUUCACAUAACAACCACAGAUUAAUGUUCUUAUGAGAUCCAAAAUAAGUAAAUGACUCAAUACGUUUUAAUAUUACAACUAAAUUGCCCCAAAAACAAUAUAACGAAUGAAUGUAGGCAAUUAACUGAUCUUUUAUCAUUAUUACUUGUAAUAUUAUAUGCAUUUUGUUUAUUUCUGCAAACUUAUUUCUUCAAAUGAAAACAGGAAAAUGUAGAUAAAUAUGGAAAUCAAUACAUAUGUUAAGACAGACUGGCAGACUGAUGAUGAUGAGGAAGAGGGAGAAAUAAUAAAUAAUGUUUUUGGGGGGUUUGGUGUAUAAAUCUCGCAGCUUUAUUUAUGUGGGACAUAAAUGUGUGUUUUUGUGUUCUAUUCCCUUCAGAUGCAACGCUGUUUAGGGACACACUUCAUUCCCUAAAUAUACAAUUGACAUUUAUUUUGUCAUUUAUCUUUGUGUCAAUUAAACAUUUUCCAAAUUAUG
This is a messenger RNA of Pungitius pungitius (ninespine stickleback), 3566 nucleotides long. It is a transcript of the gene wdr3, whose product is annotated as WD repeat domain 3. Gene Ontology annotation, cellular component: Pwp2p-containing subcomplex of 90S preribosome; small-subunit processome. The record is from RefSeq and is a predicted model, not a curated record. The transcript is spliced from 27 exons. The coding region runs from base 144 to 2954 and encodes 936 amino acids. Gene Ontology annotation, molecular function: protein binding; snoRNA binding. NCBI's taxonomy places the organism in Eukaryota, Metazoa, Chordata, Actinopteri, Perciformes, Gasterosteidae. Gene Ontology annotation, biological process: maturation of SSU-rRNA.